This is a messenger RNA of Galleria mellonella (greater wax moth), 6111 nucleotides long. RefSeq names its product venom dipeptidyl peptidase 4 (gene ome). The transcript is spliced from 18 exons. The record is from RefSeq and is a predicted model, not a curated record. Gene Ontology annotation, biological process: proteolysis. Bases 410 to 2863 code for a protein of 817 amino acids. NCBI's taxonomy places the organism in Eukaryota, Metazoa, Arthropoda, Insecta, Lepidoptera, Pyralidae. Gene Ontology annotation, molecular function: dipeptidyl-peptidase activity; serine-type peptidase activity.
CACGAUUCGCACGCCAGUCUCUCUUCACAACUCGAACGUUACGCCUGCUUUUCCACACUUUUUAUUGGUACACUGGCGUGCGUCGAGUUUAUAAACAAACAUUCAAACAGUGUGCUACCGUUUAUUUACAAAUAUGGGUCCGAGUGAUAUGUGCAGUACUUUUCGCCUGAAUUGUAAAUGGUUGUUGUAAAUUGUCGAUUUAAAUAAUGUUUAUCCAAUGUUACGAUCUGUUAAUGAUCGAACAUCGUGAACGGUAAUUGCCUAUUGGAAGCUGGUGAUUGUAAAUAUCUCACAGUGAGAGUAACAAUACUCGUAUGUUAAUGAUCUCACGUGUUGUGUAUGGGUGUAUUGAUGCGUGUUAUAAUUUUUUUAUUGUACUAUAUAUUACAUUAGGUAAAAAGAUACAAGUAUGGCGCAAAAUAACAGUAACUCUACAAUGGAGAUGGGAACCAGUGAUCAGGUCCUGGUUUUUACAAAAAGAAACAAGAGGCUAACGUUCGUAUUAGCUAUCGUCGCUAUGGUGGCCAUUAUAGGUGUGGUAGUGGCAUUAGUUGUAGUCUUCUCAGGCGAUAAAGGAGGUGACGCCGAGCCCAUCAUAUCGACGACAGCAUCAACACCUACUAUUGAGACAACUACCGAAAUACCUGACAGUAGUAGUACUGUUAGUACUACCACUACUAGUACAGAACCGCCAGGAGGACCAGAACUAGACUUGGAAUCAAUUAUCGGCGAGGCGUUUUCGCCACCAUCGUUUGAUGCAACUUGGUCGACAGGUAACAAUGUAAUAAUCCGGGCCGAAAAUGGUGAUUUAGAAUUGUACGACAUUGAAGCUAAUACUACUAAAAGACUUGUUACAAAUACAUCCGAGAUUCUACACCGAUCUACUAGGAGUCCGUUGCUAUCUCCAGAUGGUGAUGAAGUAGCGAUAGCAUAUGACGUUCAACAGGUAUAUAGACAUAGUUUCCUGGCGUUGUACUCCUCUAUCAACGUUGAUAGUCAAACAUCCGUUUCCAUUGUGCCUCCAGGCUUGUCAACAAGAUCAAAUGAAGCCUUCCUACAGAACCUUGUAUGGGGGCCGUCUGGUACCGCGUUGGCUUUUGUCUAUUUAAAUAACAUCUACUAUAAGUCUAACUUGACUAAUGAGGCACAACAAAUCACAACUUCUGGACAGUUGGACGUUAUUUAUAAUGGCAUCCCCGAUUGGGUUUAUGAAGAGGAGGUGUUCUCGUCUAACAACGCGUUGUGGUUCUCGGCUGACGGCACGAAACUGGCGUUUGCAACAUUUAACGAUACUGAAGUGAGAACUAUGAAGGUACCUCGCUAUGGUGUGCCCGGCUCUCUUGAGUACCAGUAUACGCUACACCAUGCUAUCCGAUAUCCCAAGCCUGGAACAACCAACCCGACAGUAACAGUCACCAUUCAGGAUCUUGGGUCCAACACCAAUACGGUUUUCUCUGCUCCCAGUGAUCUUAACGAGCCAAUCUUGAAACCAGUAAGUUUCGUGACAAACGACACGAUCGCGCUGAUAUGGACAAAUAGAGAGCAGAACAACUUAGUGGUGGAACUAUGCACAUUCGGGUCGACUUGUACAAGGGUAUUUUCUUAUAAUGAAACAGACGGAUGGGUUGAUAACAUCCCACUGAUUUUCAAUGAAGCAGGAACGGCCUUCAUUACUAUUUUGCCACAAACCGUCGGAGGUGUCCGUUACAAGCAAAUAAUUCAAGUGUCCCAAGCAACAGGCGUGUGGUCUUCUCAAAAUCGCAUUAAUACCCAGAACACGGUUCUUGAUAUACUAAAGUGGACCUCUGAUGAUGUCAUUUGGUACAAGGCCACAGCUACAAACGACUCCUCUGAACAGCAUAUAUAUAGUGUAAACAGCAGUGGUGCAGUAUCCUGCUUUACUUGCAACAUUGGUGAUGAGAACAGUUGUCGUUACAACGAUGCAUCCAUCAGCGAUGGCAACCUGAUCACUAUCACCUGCGGUGGUCCAAAUAUACCACAAGUGUUCAUAUACAAUCUUAACGGUGCAUUGGUGCGAACUUGGGCCGACAAUAGCCAGUUGACAUCACAAUUGGCAGACAUAAGCAACUUCCCUGUUACUUUCCGUGUAUCUGUACCAUCUGAAUCUGGACUGCCCAAUGCCGAUGUGCUCAUCCAAGCUCCACCUGAUUAUGCACAGCGAACAAAUGUACCGCUGCUGGUUUAUGUCUACGGUGGUCCGGACACGGCUCUGGUGACCAAGGAGUGGUUGCUGGACUGGGGCACGUCGCUGGUCAACCGGUGGAACAUCGCGGUGGCGCGGAUCGACGGCCGCGGCUCGGGGCUGCGCGGCGUGGACAGCGCGUUCGCGGUCAACCGGCGGCUCGGCACCGUCGAGAUUGAAGACCAGAUCAACGUCACCAGAUACCUGCAACAGAGUCUGCCCUGGCUCGACAGCAACCGCACGUGCAUAUGGGGCUGGUCGUAUGGCGGGUACGCGUCGUCGCUGGCGCUCGCUCGCGGCGGCGACGUGUUCCGCUGCGGCAUCGCCGUCGCUCCCGUCGUCGACUGGCGAUUCUACGAUACCAUUUAUACGGAGCGAUAUAUGGACACUCCUGCUAACAAUCCACAGGGCUAUUUUGAGUCGUCGCUUCUUACAGAGGAAGCUUUGGAGUCGUUCCGCGGUAAACGUUACUUCCUGGUGCACGGGACGGCGGACGAUAACGUUCACUAUCAACACGCCAUGCUGCUCUCGCGCCAUCUGCAGAGGCGAGAUAUAUACUUCGAGCAAAUGAGUUAUACCGAUGAAGGGCACGGUUUAAUCGGAGUACGGCCACAUUUGUAUCACGCAUUCGAGAGGUUCCUGCGUGAAAAUUUGUUGUAAUAUAUUGUAUUUUUAAGGAUGGGUAAUAUUUAUCAAUAUCUAUAUAUUGCGGUUACAAUAUUGAUACAUAUAUUGACCCAAUAACCGAUAUUUUAGAUAUCGGUUAUGUAAUAAUAUCGAAAAAAAGAACCCGCUCGUAAUGAAUAUAGGUUCUUGAUUGGUAUGACCGGUAUCGUAAUGGGUGGUCAUCAAAGUCCAGAAGAUCAAUAUAUAGAUAUCAGAUAUUACCCAUCUCUAUGUAUUAUAGAUAAAUUAUUUAUUGACCGACAAUUUGAAAAAAAAUUGCCCACGUUUCAUUAGAAAAUUGAGUAUUAAAAUGUUUUAAAAUUUAUAUUGGAAUGUUCCUAAAAUAAUUCACGUGACAAUGAACAUUGAUAUAAAAAAAAAAAAAAACUAAGAUGUAGUCACUGUAGACUAUCUUAUCUUAUAUUCGCAUAUUGGGUCAGCUAAGCUAUUGCACGUCGACCCAUCGGGAUCUUUUGUGUUUCCCCCUGCCUUAUACCAUCAUUUCAUAGAUCCUUUGUGUUACCUAAACGAUAUCCUGCGGUUUAAGAUAUCUGUAGUCCCCUGGCUUUGGAUAAGCCGUUCUCAGUAGCCUCAUGCGCAUGCUCGCUAACGAAUCACAGUUGCACAUCAAGUGUUCCAUGGAUUCCGAUUUCUCCCCGGAUGGGUCUGUCCGAAGAUAGACCCAUCUUGUGUAGUAUAUGCCUUAUUGGCAUAUGACCAGUUAAGGCACCCAUAAUGAGUCUUGCCUGUUGUCUGCCACCGCUGUAGAUGAGUUUAUCCCAUCCUUCAACAUUGUCAUUUAAGAACUUUUUAGAAUGUUUAAGACCAUGCAAAUUCCUCCAUUCUUUUUGCUGUUUUUUCCUCAAGGGCAAAGUUAAUAACACUUGAUGCAAGUGCAACAAAUGGUUCGGGACCUAUCAUUUUUGAUUCUGAUUACUUUCUCGCCACUGUAGACUAAAAGCGUCAGUGAAAAUUAAUGCAAUCGAAUAAAUAAUGCACUUAUUUGUAAUCAGUUAGUUUCGUUUAAUUGAGUAAUAAUAAAAUUUGUCAACAAUUGACUACCUUUGUAACGCAGUAGUGAGCACAUUACUUUUAGUAAAAGAGGUCCCGGGUUCAAUUUCUGGUUAGUCCAAUUUAGGAAAUAAACUUUUUCGAAUUAGCUCGUGUCUGGGUGUUGUGGUUUGUGCUCCCAGAAGUUUUUUGCUUGGUUUCUUAUAAGAGACACUAUCCUAGCUAUUUUAACUCUUGAUGGUUUGAUUAUGUAGUACUUACGUAUUAUACGUCUGACCAGAAUCGUAAACUUCUAUACGAGAUUAAUUUUUUUUUUUAUAUCAAUGUUUACGAAAUUUCAUUUGACUCGUGACAAGUCAUCUUUUUAUAUCAUUAAAUAAAUCAUAUUCCUCAGGCGCUUUAAAAACUACAGAAAUAUUGUUUUUUUUUCUUCAAUAUUUGUAUUGAAAACUAAUUUCUUAAUCAAAUAUCGGUAGUAUUUUUUACGUAUCAGAUAUCAAAGUUUUAUUUUUCAAGUACUUACUAGGGGAGGUGAUUCAAAUUAAUUCUUUUAAAAAGAUGUACCGAAGCUUAUAAUACAUUCUACAUCUACUUAGAUGAGCAAGAAUAAAGAUGCCAGUUAGAUUUUUUGCUCAAUUGUUAUUAUUAUUUUUAGACUAUGCAUAAUAAUAAACGGACUGGGUAGAACUGACACUCAUAUGUUUUCCUCUAAAGAACCCUUUUCCCCUAUCAUCAUCAUAUCGGCCCUUAAUCGUCCACUGCUUAACAUAAGCCUCCCCCUUGGGAUGUUUUGUCAGUAGUUGCCACACUUGGCAGGCAGAUUGGCAAUCGCGGUCAGGCUUUAGAGAUGUUUUAAGAGAGACGCUGUUGCCCAUCCCUCGCUUUUCCUUAGUCAUUUUUUAUGACACUUAUGGGAAAGGAAGGGGUGGUCUAUUUUAUGCUGGAACCACACAGCCACACUAUUACUCGAUUUAAAACAUAUUUUAUAAUAUGACGUGACUGAGAGUGAACGACCCAAAUUCUCGCUUUGAUAUCUUUUGUUUGCUAGCCCUGACUUAAUAGGACACGAAUUGGACGCGAAUCGUCAGCGCGCCAACGUAGUUAUUAAUAUUGAAUUCACGCUAGUGUCAGUUCUACCUGGACAUUUAUUCGUAUGUCGUUUGAGUACCUAUGUAAAUAAAACAUUUUUGUAUUGAAUAUAUCAAAUAAUAGUAUUAUUUAUAUAGUAUAAUAGUAUUCAAAGUGUUUCAAGGCUUCACGUUACCUGUUUAAUGCAAUAAAUAGUUAUUAAAUUCAAAUUAAUUAUACAGGGUGUAAUGGAAAACAGUUUUUAAAAUUCCGCAGUUUAAACCUAGCACAAUAGAAACUAAAAUAAUAUAUUUACAGUACAGCGCAAAAAACAUGUCAGAAAACUGUCAGUCAACUGUUGAUUGACAUAUAUUUUUUUUUUAAACAAAAUGCACCUAUUAUUUUUACAAUUCAUAAUUGUAAUAUUUCUGUGUAUCUAAUCAUGCACACACAGAUGAAUCGUAAGUACAGCCAGUGACGGAGUUAGCUGUUUUUAGCGUAGUGUUUCUUGUAGUCUGUCUAUAUAUGUGUUAUUUAUGUGUAAGUAUUAUAGUAUAUUUACAAAAAUAUAUGUAUGUACGUGUAUCAGUCGUUCUCUAGUCUGAAACUAGAUGCUGUUUAUUAUUUAAAAUAUAUAUAAUAUAAUACUGUACUAGUAUUAUUUAUAAUAGAGAUAUAGGCGUACCUAUUUGGAAAUCUAAAUAAUUUUCUCCAAGGGACAUGGGCCGAAAUAAUUUCAAUCAUAUUAUGAAAGCAAUUUUUGAACCUUUUACAGUAAAUUGAUCACGUGAUCGCGCAUCUUAUAUUAUUGUCGCCGUUUACUUCUUAAAUUUUCAUGUUUGGGAAAGAUGUAUACAGUAACAAUUUAGUAUUUAUUUUUCUUUUACAUUCCGUUACACCCUGUAUAUGUAAGAAUAGUGUAAAUAGUAUAAAUUCAUUUUUAAGAAUAAUUAUUCAUUUUGACGUAAUAGAGUAUUUUAUGACAAUUUUUACCAAGUGUUGCCAAAUCUAAUCUAAAUCAGUAUAACAGGGUUGCGAAUUUUAAUUCUUAUGUUAUUAUGUAUUACCGAAAUAUACUUAGGUAUUAUGCAAUUUACAAUUUGUUUCUAUGUAAAUAUUUUAUGUACUCAAAGUACAAAGUCCUAAUAAAUGUGUUUUCUAUA